Drosophila bipectinata is the source of this 678-nucleotide messenger RNA. RefSeq names its product glutathione S-transferase 1-like. NCBI's taxonomy places the organism in Eukaryota, Metazoa, Arthropoda, Insecta, Diptera, Drosophilidae. The record is from RefSeq and is a predicted model, not a curated record. Gene Ontology annotation, biological process: glutathione metabolic process. Gene Ontology annotation, molecular function: glutathione transferase activity.
GCAAACAUUAUGGGAAAACUGACGCUAUAUGGAGUGGAUCGAAGUCCCCCGGUUCGCGCCGUGCUGCUCACCUUGAAGGCCCUGGGUCUGGAAUUCGAGUUCAAGGUGGUUAACCUCUUGGAGAAGGAGCACCUGCAGCCGGCGUUCCUCAAGAUGAACCCACUGCACACUGUGCCCACUUUGGAUGACGAUGGCUUCUACCUGUACGACAGCCACGCCAUCAACGCCUACCUGGUGAGCAAGUACGGCAAGGAGGACUCCCUCUACCCCAAGGAUCUCCAGAAGCGGGCGAUAGUGGACCAGCGCCUGCACUACGACUCCAGUGUGGUGGUCACCACCAACCGGGCCAUCACCUUCCCCCUCUUCUGGGAGAACAACUCCCAGAUACCCAAGGCUCGAAUCGAUGCUCUCGAAGGCGUCUACAAGAAUCUGAACAUAUUGCUGGAAAGUUCGGAUUACUUGGCGGGAGAGGCUCUGACCAUUGCCGAUUUCUCAGUCAUUGCUGGCCUGUCGGGGAUUGUGGCGUUCCUGGAGGUGGAUGCCACCAAAUACCCCAAACUGGCGGCUUGGGUGGAGAGAAUCAAGCAGUUGCCAUACUAUGAGGAGGCCAACGGGUCUCGGGUGGUGAAGCUCCAUGAGUUCAUUCAAAGCAAGAACUUUGCAAUUGUUUAGAAAUUU